Molecule: messenger RNA, 8968 nt
Organism: Oreochromis aureus
Lineage: Eukaryota; Metazoa; Chordata; Actinopteri; Cichliformes; Cichlidae
Gene: bag5
Product: BCL2 associated athanogene 5
Exons: 4
Coding region: 904-2373 (489 amino acids)
Biological process (GO): protein stabilization; regulation of inclusion body assembly; negative regulation of protein ubiquitination
Cellular component (GO): cytosol; nucleus; cytoplasm
Molecular function (GO): adenyl-nucleotide exchange factor activity; protein-folding chaperone binding
Source: RefSeq, a predicted model, not a curated record
GUUUGCCUGGGUCCUGCUUGGAGCAGACGAAGUUGAGCAGGGCUAAACGUAGCUUGAUGAAUAUCAUUAUUGUCUAAUUAAACUUGAACACCACAUGGAUUAUCUGUAUAGGUUUCGGUAUUAGUACUUUUGCUCUCACAAAGUAUCUGAAUGCCUAUUCCGUUCGGUUAUUGAAUUGUUGGAGAUGCUAGAUUGUUAGAUUUUUUUUUACUACAUAAUAAAUAAUGCUCGUCAAUCUUUUUUGUUAACUAAGUUAAAUAGACUAAAGUAAAAGUUAAACAGUAGCAAAGCCAGGGUUUAUCUUAGCACCGGUAAACGACACGGAGUCACGACCAAAUGAAGCGCGCCUAUUGUUGGCCGACCAAAAUUUGCACAAGGUUAAAAAUAGUAAAGCUGUUCAUCCGAAUAUUAACACGAUUAUGCGAUUUAUUUUACAUUUGUAUAUACGUGUCGUGCGAUAACUAAACAUCGACUUGUAUUUCUUAUUUGUUAACAUCAAUAAAACACUGAUGUAAUGGCGUCUCUUUAAUAUUAGCGAGGAAACACAAACUCCGUGUUAGUUCAUAUCCUCACGAACUGUAAAGUAAGUACUCGAAGGUAGCUAGGUAGGCUAAUGUUUAGCUUUAGUCACAGGAGGUGCGCACUUUUCCGCAACAGUUCCGAUGGCUGUACGCUGGCUAUGCAGUUGUUUUAAAGGGCAGCGGAGGAAGGAAUCUGGUGGUAGAGGCUGUGGGAGGGGCGACAGCAGCCCGACCGCAGUCAGUCAGUCACAGUCAGUCGCUGGAUACUGAAGCUGACCGCAGGAGAAUCGAGAUCUUCCGGAUUUCGGCUUUAUCCCUUUGGAUGCCUCUUUCCUGCACGAGCCGCCCAGCAUUUGGCUGAUGGAAACAGACAUCCGUGAAAAUGUGCGCGAAUGUGUUCGGGGUUUUGAAAAGCCUGUUUGGGAAGCCCUUUGAUGGCGGGAAGCGGAUGGACCAUGGUGGUCCACAGCAGCAGCAACAACAUCCGAUGGAGCAGCAGCAGCCAGCAUAUCAUCCGCAGCACCCUGCCAUGAUGCGGCUGUACGAGAUACAGAAGGAGGUGGCGUCUCUGGGGCCGCAGGUGUGCACCUUCAGCGGCCUUCAGAACGAUCGGGACUACAAGCGUCUGGAGCGAGAGCUGACCCGCCUGCUGCUGGAUGUGGACCAGGUGGACACAGAGGGCAAGCCAGAGCUGCAGGGGGCGCGAAAAAGGGCGGCUCAGGAGGUGGAGGGACUCCUGCGCUAUCUAGAAGAGAACGCCACCCAUCCUUCCCGGCUGGCCAUCGAACAGCUAAGCUACGAGGCGCGGCAGCUGGUGGACGAGCGCGUCGUGGCUCCGCAGCGAGCAGGCGGGGUGACAGAGAUCAACGACGAGUUGGUGGACGCUCUGCAGGAGCUUGUGCUGAGGCUCACUCAGGUCAAGACCGAAGGGAGGGUGCCGCUCCGCAAAGCACGCUACCGGGCGCUAACGCGCCUCUGCGCUGUACAGGAUGUGAUCGAAGGGCGCACGCAGCAGCAGACCCUCUCCCUGCCGUUGUCGGGAGACACCCACGAGGCCGUGAACUGCAUCAACCAGGUGAUGGUAAAGGUGAGCGUGGCCCGCAGCCAGCUGGUGGCGCUGCUGAUGGGUCUGAGCGGGAGGGACAGCUGUGCCCACCUGUCACGCAUCCUGACUGAGAUGCAGGUGGAGCUGGACGCUCUGGAUGUUUCGGGGAACGCAGUGAUCAGAAAUUACAGGAAACAGGUGGUGGAGGAGAUAAACGGGCUGCUGAAACAUCUGGACCUGGAGGGGGAAGGAGACGACACACGCAGGUAUGACUUGGCGCAGAACAACUCCAUCCGAGAGAUCGAGGGCGUGCGGGCUCACAUCUCGCACCUGCGAGAGGGCGUCCUACGACACUGUGCGAUGGGUGACCUCAGCUUCAGACCCAAAGCCGAGCUGCAGGGUCUUCUCACCCAACUGGACCAGGUGGACACGGCGAAGAACCCGUGCAUAAGAGAAGCCCGUCGCCGUGCUGUGGUGGAAGUCCAGGCGGUCAUCACGUUCCUGGACCUAUGCGAGGCUCUAGCUCGCCGCCAGCCGGGCCCCAAUGAGCACCCAUCACAUCGAGCUGUGUGGCAAGUCCUGGGGAGCCUGUCAGAACUCCAGGCUCAGGUCCUGGGCUUCGACGGCAAGCGGGUUGACAAGAGCUACAUGAUCUUGGAGGAGCUGCUUACCAAACAGCUGCUGGCGCUGGACGCCGUUGACCCACAAGGCGAUGAUACAACCAAGGUGGCACGCAAGCAGGCGGUGAAGUUUGCCCAGAACAUUCUCAACUACCUGGACAUGAAGACAGACGAGUGGGAGUAUUAAUUAAGUCCAAAACACGAUGGGACGCUGCAGGAACGAAAGGAGCUGAUAAUGUGUGUAAAAUAAAAAAUAAAAAAACAUAAAAAAAUAAGGAAAGAAACUGGUACAUUAUCAUUCCACGGGCUGUAAAUAUGAAUUCAGAUCCCUAGAAUGCACUGCAGCAGCGCUUUUUCUUUCAUCACUUCGUGGUUGUCAUGGCCGACCCUGCAGAUAAACACAGAACUACUUUUGUGAAACACUUUGAAAAUUCUCUUUGUGCUAUUUGGAGAUAUCUUUUAAAAUCUCCCAUGUAUGUGUGUACCUGUGUGUGCGUGUGAGUGUAUGCGCGCAAAUUGUUAUUUGUUGUCUUUGCAUUUGGCGUGUGGCUGUCGAAGCCAAAGCACUAAAUAAUGCCUGUAUAAGUGGUCACAUCCUCUAGACUGCACUUGAUGUUGAUAAAUUAUCCCAGUGUGAUGGAUUGCUUAGCAGUGGUUUCCCCCGUCUGGCCUGAUUAAUCAGAGUGUCAGUUGCUAAUGGAGACAGCCGAUGCACGUGUUGAAUACCGUGACCUAAUUAGGAAAAGUCGUCUAUGGCUACCCUAAGAGCUGGGCUUGGUCCAGAGUGUGAUACCUGCUGAUUUGGGGUGAGAAAAAUUGGUCGAUUCCUUUUUUUUGUUUGUUUGUUUCACUCAGAAAUUGUAAUCACGAAAAGUGAAAAGCAGUGUCUAUUUAAUCUGCUGUGAUGUGCUUUUGAAGGUGAAACGUGACAAAUGUUCACAAGCCAGGGAGUGUGUGUUUAAACAGAUGUAAUUAGAGAGGGAACGGUGAGAGUUUACACCGCCCAUGUUAAGUGACUCUCCACCCCUGUGUGACCUCGUUGACCCCCCAGCAUGUGUUUCAAGUCUCUGGCAGCUCCCUGAAAACACAAACACAAAAUCGGGCGGCAAACAAAACGUCAGUGUUGAUGCAGUAUCCCCUCGGCUGUGAACGGGAUGUUUGAAGAGAUGAAAGUUACCCCUCCACCUCCUCGCCGCUUGCGUAGCUGUUCAUCUGUAACAUGUUUCACGUUUGCUCUGAUUCUGUAUGAUCGUUUCAGGCUAUUAAUGAAUCAGGUCUAAAUCCAGAGAUAGAGGGGCAGAGGAGAAAUUUUGUCACCGCUGCUGCUGUUUGAGUUGUUUUCUGUUUGUUUGUUUCUACCUACUGCUUUCUCCGGAUGGAGGAGAGACUGUGAGAGAUCCCUGGGGAGAGGAAGAGGAAAGGGAGGAUGGCGAGGCAAAGAUAUCCACUGGAUUGACACAUCAAGGCUGAAGCGCACAGGGCCGACAGUCGGGUACUGUUAGGUAGAGGAUUGACGGUGAUGGCAGUCGACAGAGCCUUCUAGAAACUUCUCUAAGCUGCUUCUGCUGCAGACAGUAGGAGGGAGGGAAAGGACUAGUACAGAAGUCUGUGUGCCUUGAUUUUGACCCUUCCUUAUGACCCGGUUUAUGUAAAAGCAGCCUUGUAGUGCAGCAGCUGAUUAAAGAGCAAGCUCUUUUUUCUUUCUUUUUUUUAAUAUAGAAAUGCACAAUGAGGAAACUAAAGCUCCGAAUGUGUUUAUGGAGAGCACCUUGGUCAUUAUAACCAUCGGAAAUAUGCACUAGUUGUCAGAAACGCUUUUUAAGCAUUCAGCAUGUAUUCCUGAAAAUGCUCCGGUCAGUCAUUUGUAGUAACACAGCGAUGACGCUCCUUUUCACCAGGCAAAGCGACAUGAGUCAUGAUUUCACGCUGCAAAACAGCCACGCUUCUGGAGCAGCUCUCGUGCUCUGACAGCACUUAGGCGACAUUAGCAGGAAAAUCAACAGAGAAAACCAGAACGACCGGUCCCACCUUCCCUCUUAACCCCCUCAAAAAAAUCAGCUGACGAGGAGACGAUGGUGAAGGUGUUCCUGAGCGGGAGGAAAAGGCAGCUAAUGAAAGAAUCGCUCCUCAGCUCGUAGCAAGCGUUUUUAGGCAUACUUUGUGAUCUUUGACAGCAGAAAUCCCCAACUUGCUUGCUGCUACUUCGCUAUUUCUCUUCACAGUGUGUGUGUGUGCGCAUCAGUCAGUGUAAAAUUCUGAUAAUUUAGGUGGUCCUCUGCCUUACGGUGACACCUGAGGUGGAAGAUGCGUCUGCCAGCUCAUUAAAAAUACCUCAGCAGACAGCAGAGAAAGAGGCAGUCUUUUCAGAGUUUAUCUGAUUGGUGGUUGAAUAAGACUAAAGCUGUCUCCAGAAUUUCUUGGCUCACACGACUUCUCGUCAACUGAGAGUCUCUGAUCUCUGUGUGAUUGUGUUUGAACACACACACACACACACACACACUAAAAGGUCAAAUGUUUCCCCUGCAACAAGUUGCUCACAGUGAUUAAAGUUAAAGUCUUUAGGGCGUUGUUGUUCAUCCCAGCUGCAGAGAAUGUGGUCCAGCAUGUUUCAGUGAAGCUUCACCAGCCCUACUAACUCUUUGAAGCUGCUACUGGAAGCAGUUUUCUGGCACAAAGCCUGCAGCUUGGCCUCCUGGGUAGUGAGCUGACUCAUGCGGGGGGAAAUUAGAUUAAACAGUGUUCAUUAAACGUAGCCAGUCUGCCUGGCCGUUGUUGCAACAGAUGCUUUCUCACGGCGAACCUUAUGCUCUCUCAGACCAAACCGACCCAGACACACCUUAUGCUCACGUUUUUUGUAGGCAGUAACAUGCAGAUGUAUGUUCCUGGCAGGACACUGCAUCAGUGUAUUAUACACGUUUCUUUGAAUAGUUUAUCCAAAGUUUUACGCUAUAAACAGAAGUAUUUAAAUCGUUCCUGUCUCAUUGUCUCAGAGUGUUUGGAAGCCAUACACAUUUAUAUAGUGGUCCUGAAGUGCAGGAUUCUGUUGCGAUGGAUGUUGUUCCCCGGUUGCAAAUAUCGCUCUCACACUUCUAAAACUGCUUUUUUUGUAUAUGUACAAUGGGUCUGCUAGGUUUAGGUAUUACAAAUUGAUUAUUGUGAAAUUAGUUGUCGCAUUAAAGUCGAGGUGCCUGCGCCGCAGCGUUUUUGUUUACACGAACAUUUUUUUAAGGAGAAAAUCCAUUUUAUAGGUUUAAAAGAUGGCAGAGGAACCAAAAAUGUACAAGGGUUCACGUGUUUUAGGCUAUCGUGAUGUUGCAUGAGUGUGAAUGUUUCGUUAAAGUGACAUGGCAGGGCUUUAAAGGAUAAAGCUGGAGAGAUUUUAUUGAAAUUUUUUCUUGAUUUUCAACAAAACUAAUAAUGUUGUGCAUCUUGGUGCCCCUCAGCUCCGCUCCAAUUGGUUCAUACACAGAUACAUUUAACGAGGCUCAUUAAAUGUGUCUAAUUUCCUCAAAAACACACGGGCAUUGUAGUUUUUUACCAAACAAGUAGAAGGUUCAUGUGUGGGGACUAGUUUAUGCAGUGGAUGUUGUGGCUGUUCUUUGUUUUUUUCCAUCUAAGAGUGAAUGUGGGGAAAAUACAAAAUACACAGUGUAUUUGUCUGAGAUCAUGAAAGUUACUCUUUUACUGGGAUAGUUUAUAUUUUUUCUUUUUUUUUUUCAUAAGAUUUGUUGACAAAAACACAGAAUAUGAAGGAAUUCUUACUUUAAAACAGAGACAUAUUCUUGCCAGCACCAUAAAGCCUGUUUUGCUUUUGUGCAAAUACUUUGUCGACUAGGUUUCAUGAAUUGCUUGUUGGAUUGUUAAAAAGUGAUAUGGGUCAUGCUUUAGUUAUAAUUAGAAUGUAUUUAUGAGCAGAGGCAGAGCGUAGUUUGCUGUUAACAUGGUAUUUAUAUGCAAAAGCAUUUAAAUAUACAUAAAAGUUGUUGACCAACGCUUAAAAAUACAUUACAUGCUGCUGCUAGAAGCUAAAUAGUGCUACGCCGAUUAUUUGUGUGUCAUUCCUUUUGUCAUGUUUAACUGGGAAUCUUUCACAUGUCAGUAGUAUAUUUUCGGACACACUACUCUGCUUGUAGGAUGUCACUUCCUGAGAGCCAUGUUGUCAUGGUAACCCAACCUCAUCUGAGGUAAGCCGAGCACAAAUAAUUUUAUCCUUGGCAAACUGAAAACUUUUUAAAUUUAAACACUUAAAUUGAAGCGUUUUUGAUAUCAGGUCUCAGUCCAGCAGCGUCAUUGCCGCAUUGCAUAAUGGGACAUUUAUGCCCGGUGUGGAGUCCUGCGACGCAUCCUCUAAUAUUCCCUCAGAAACAUGCAACUAGUUUAUUUCGGUACAUUCGUUGGCUUACGGCACGCUAAAAAAUGACUUCAGUAUGUAAAUUUGGAUGCGAUUCUAAUCGUGCUUUUUGUAAGUUGUUUUUCGUUCCCAAGUUCGAAACAGAAAGUGACUUUUGACUUGUAAUUUGGAUGACCAGCUAGUUACAGACUUUUCUGUGUAAACCUUUACAAGAAGUUAAAGGUAUAAUGUCGAACGCCACUAUGAGCUCAUUUUAUAUUUUGAAAAUUGAAGUUUUGUACUGGAUCACUGCAAUGAUGCUACAGAAAUAAUGAAAUGUUACAAAUUCCACAUCACGUCUGUUGUACAUGUACAUGUAAUUCUAAGAAAAAUACCGGAUCAAAAUCAGAGAGGGAAGUGUGUAUCAAGAUAUUUUAAUUAAAACUAGUUCCUUUCUCCAUUACAUAGAUGUGGCUUAAAAACAAACUGUUCCUAGUCAGACAGAUUAUAUGUCAAAAUCUUGUUUCCAGUCUUUUCUAUUUUUACUUGACUAAAAUCUAAAUUACAAAGUAUUAUUUUUUGCACUUAAUAUAGAAACAGCACUUUUUUUUAAUGUUAUUAUUUGGGAUCUUUAGUUGAAUAUGAAAAAUAUGAAUGAGACAUGGACUGCUUGAAUUAAAUGAAUUUGAACCAGGGCCCAGGCUUUGGUUUUCUCCACACAGACGCUCUGUUAUGUUUCACCCCAACACACUGCUGGACUGCUAAAAGCAGCUCAGGGUCAUCCAGAGCAUCUGAACUUGGGAGUCCAUUAGACAGGGGUUUAAAAGAUUCAGCUCCAGUGGGUAUUCAGAGGCAGUCCCUUUACAGGACAGUGCAUUUACACCAAACAGCAAACGGGCUGACUUACUCACAGAUGCAAGUUUGCAAGGUUUGAAUUUCCUAAGGUGAAUGUAGUCAUGUUCUGUAUUUCAUAGUACUAAAGUUUAUUUUACUAAGGACAUAUCAAGUGGAAAUGGGUAAUGUUCAAUAAGAUGGGAGCACCAGCCAAAAAUGUUUUCAUUAUGUUACAGUUUUUAAGGUCAGCAGCCAUUUACACCAGCAAAAGUUUGAGACUUAAGGCAACUACAUUUCACAAAAACCUGUAACCAAACAUACUGAUUUAUUUUUCUGAUCAUUACAAGUCAAUAAUCGAUCAUUUUAACUUGAUGCCACAAAAGCACACCAGCUAAAAUCAGUGUUUACGCUUUCAGAUUAAAGAAAUGAGAAGGGAUGGGUAACCUUUAAUCCAGUAAUGUGACGGUGUUCUGUCAUUCUGACGUAGGUCACUAUUAUAUUAAUGUGCUCCCAGUGGCAGAGACACCUUCCUCCCCAGUGUGUAGAGAUACUGCUGCGGUGUUGGGAGUGCAUCUCCUUCUGCAGUGCCAUUUGAGUGGCCCAUUCCUGCCAUUCUCCUUUGCCUCUUUAAACCUUGUGCUUGCAUUCCUCCUGGUCCUGCGUGUAGGCAGCCUGUGCUUUUUCAUGUUGACCAAAAGCCUGUGCAAGUCAUCAGUGUGCUGAUGCCUCUGUUUAGUUUAGUUUUUUCCCUUAAUUUCAGUGGUUGUAAUCAUGUGAGUGCCCAUCUGUAGAUUACACUGAGAUUAAAGGGGAGGAUGUGCUUAUCUGAAAUGGGCUUUAGCGACUUUUAUAGGUGCUGGUUGGAGGUUAUACCUUUGGACGGAACCUGUAAAUUAUUAGGCUCUAAUUUAAAAUACUGACAGAGCCGACUCUUUAGAUAAAAAUCGGGUAAAUGUGUAUUGAAUAACCACAACAGUAGUCCUCCACCAAGGCUCAUGUCCCAUCCACAUCAAAAUUUAACAGGUUCUUCCUUUACACAUUCCUCUCCAUCACGUCUCCUGACCUUCGCCUUCUACUCUACUAAAAGCAUGACUGAAAAAAAAAAAAAACCAGAGAAAUAAUUUUAGCUGUUGAGCAGAACAGUUAAUACAGUUUGACAUUUUGAUGGUAAACAUGAAGCUUCACAAGCAGCAGUACAUAGCAGGCUGAUGAAUCUUUGGCUGAUCGUUUAAGUGAAAUGUGAAAAUGACAGAAUCCCACCAAAAGUAAAAACAAGGUUCCUUCCUGAGCUUUUGCAAAACUUAUAUUUAAAGACAGUUAUUAUUAAAAGUUCAUCAGUCAUGUGUGUUCAUUAAUGCUUUGCCUUUCUUAUGACAGGAAUGUGUUUAAGUGGUGAAAAUGGGACUGCGUUUUGUUUUUUCCAAAUGUGUGUCUCAUGAAGUCGCCUUUAACUGAAUUGAUUGUGACAGGCUUUUGAUGUCUCUCCUCCAAAAUGCGCUUGUACAAAAAGCACACUGACUGGAAAAAAAACAACAAAAAAACCCAUUGUGUGAAUGCUCCAUGGAUGGUUGUGUCCCAAGUUUGUAUUCCCACUGCAAAAUAAAGACAGUGUGUCUUG